CUAAUGUUCACACCAAAACAAUAUCGAUGCGGAUAUGUGUUCAUUGCUUACAGAGUAUUUAGAAUCAGAUGCUACCGGGGAAAAAAACAACAGCUGAAACACCGUUUACAUCAGAUUCUUGCGGUAAGGCUUCGACAUGAGCAGUUUAGGCUACAUGGUCAGUCCACCCACACUGUCAGUCUCAUAAUCUCUGCCUGAACCUGCCUCAGACGGAAAACGCUCUCACGCAUUCACUUUUGGUUAUAAGAGUGUAUUAACUGAUGGCGAUUAAAUCCUGGCUGACUUACAACGCGACAUUGAUGCUGCUUUUAAUAACAUGGAAGGAAAGCGUGCAUUGCAAUGGAUUUACAGUGGAUCCUCCUGAGGACCUUGAGAUACUAGACCCUGGUCAUCUUGGACAUCUGGAGAUUACAUGGAUCCCCCCAGCCAGCUUGAUUAAUAUGACAGACUGCCCAGUACAGUAUCAGCUGGAGUACUACAACACAUAUAGGGACAGUUGGACUGCUAUCAGGACGACUAGGAGGACAUACAGUGCCCAGUUUGAUCUGAUGAAAGAUGUUAGAGUGAGAGUGUACACCUUGCUGAGGGGACCCUGCACCAACGACACUAUGAUCAAGAGUGCAAGAUAUACUGAACUGGUCCAGAAACCUCCCAGCAAAGGUGUUGUGGGUACCGCAGUCCAGGAUUUUAUCUGUGUUUACCAUAACAUGAAGUACAUGGAGUGCAAUUGGGGAAGAAGCCCAAAGACGCCUGUCAACUCACAGCAAAGUCUAUAUUUCUGGUACAAGGAACUGGAAAAGGCAGAAGAAUGCCCGAAAUACCUAAUUUCAAGCCAAGUCAGGAGUGGCUGCGACUUCACAGGGAUGUCUCUCCCUGAUUUCACUGAUAUCAACUUCUGUGUUAAUGGCUCCUCUCCUGAAGGGCCCCUGAAACCAACAUACAUCUCCCUGCAAAUUCAAAACCAUGUGAAGCCUGAGACCACAGAGAAGCUGCAUUUGCAAACAGGUCCAGACUUGCAGCUGGAACUACACUGGGACCAUCCUGUUGGUAGGGUUCCUGGACACUGCCUAGAAUGGGAGGUGGAACACCUUCAAGAGGGACCUGAUGGAAAAAUUGCAUCGGAGCAGAUUCUAACCAAACAGACGAGCGUAAUAGUGCCCUCCAUCCACAACAAUGAGAGACACUGCUUCAGGGUUCGGUCUAAAUUGCAUAAGUAUUGUGCAGACAAAAGCUUUUGGAGUGAGUGGAGUCGUCCAUCAUGCCACCCAGAAAAGAAAGAAGUCGCACCUGAAGCAGAAUGGGACAUGGUACCUGUCUAUGUAUAUAUUGCUGUUACCAUCAUUGUCGUACUGGUGCUGUCGCUGUGUGUGGGGGCAGUGCUCAAAGUGAGGAGAUCAAGACAAGUGAAGAAGCCAGACUCUCUGCUCUCUCUGUUUGCCAGAAAUCCAGUUCUUACAGUGGUGGAGGCCUAAAAAGGCAAGAAAACCUGCACCUUCAUCGCUCUCAAAGAGCACGUCUGACAGAUGUUUUAUUGUUGCACUCCCCUGCUCUCAUUUUCAGGGUCGCUGAUUGAAAAUCACACAAUGAAGCUCAAAGAAGCAACACAGUCAUCACCUGAGAUUGUAGCCACUGCUAACACAUUACUGAAGAUAUUACAUAUUAGGGUGAAGGUUACAGUGGGUUAUAUACAAAAAAUUAUCAAAUUUACAAACAGUAUUAUAGUUUUCAAAAUACUGGACUGUGCAUGCCUUUUUUAUUUACAUUUGUAUGUCUCCGCACUGGCAAUGUUUUCUGGUUGUCCGUAUGUACGUCCCAUUCUCGUGAAUGCGAUAUCUCAGAAAUGCCUGGAAGGAAUUUCUUACAAUUUGGCACAAACGUCCACUUGGACUCAAGGAUGAUUAGAAUUUGGUUGUCAAAGGUCAAGGUCACUGUGACCUCACAAAACACAUUUUUGGCCAUAACUCAAGAAUUGAUGAACAUAUUUCACGGACAAUGAAUUGGUGACACCUUUGACUCAAAGGUCAAAGGUCAACUUCACUGUGACAUCAUAAUGACCUGGAAAAAUACUUUUUGGCCAUUAUUCAACACCAUAACUCAGGGAGAGAAGGGAAGAUUGUGACCAUAUUUUAUUUAGCUAUAAUUUAAGAAUGAAAUGGCCAAUUCCAGAUGUCACACACACAUUGACUGGGUCAACACAAUGAGUAAACAAUAACUAGCACAGUUCAGGCUUUCCUCCAGCUUGUCCAUUCUGCCUUUCACUUCCUGCCUCAUUCUGAAUUUUGAGCAUCAUCAAAAUCACAUGACUGCAAACAACACAUUGGAGCACGCCUCCAAAAAUGCCAGGAGCUAUGCUCUAUAAGAAUCCAUCUUUACAUAGUAAUCAAGUACAUGUGAUGCCUGUUUAGCCAAUACAUCUAUGAUAAUCCUUCAUUAAUCAGUUCAACAAUGUAUAUUCACUGGAAUCAUAUAUAUGUAUCAUCAAUAUAGUGAUAACUUCCAUUUAGCCAAAAAAUACACUUUAUACCUUUUAUUCAAUUCCUUUCAAGUAUUCACUACAUAUAUGAGUCUGGACAGACAUGGAUGUAAACUGCAACUUGACUGGUUGGCGGAGGCAUACAACUGUGGGGCAGUAAUUCUAGUUAUACAAAUGCUUGAAUUUAUAUGAACUAUUCUGAGAUGUCAUGUUAACUGGAAAUGUUACAUUAUGGAGAAAAGUAUCACUCUUUAUAAUUGUUUUUCCAAUCGGUUGUUUACUUUUUGCUACAACUCUUCCCAGCUUCUUUAGUCAGCAGAAAUUUCUUUGCUGAUGUUGUGUUUAGGAGCAAUUACUUAUUCUUUGGGAAUUUGUUUUUGAUGUUGUACUAUUUGCCAGAUCUCUUGCCAGUUGAUUCAGUCGGCACAGGUCCACUUCAUGUUGUGAAAACAUUCUGUUUUGUGUUUAAUUGUUAACUUUUUGCCUCAGCUCUUGCCAGUCAACAAAGAUUUUAUUAUGUCAAAAUAUACAGGGAUAAUAUACAUGUGAAAUGAU
Molecule: messenger RNA, 3028 nt
Organism: Siniperca chuatsi (mandarin fish)
Lineage: Eukaryota; Metazoa; Chordata; Actinopteri; Centrarchiformes; Sinipercidae
Gene: il13ra2
Product: interleukin 13 receptor, alpha 2
Exons: 10
Coding region: 261-1472 (403 amino acids)
Biological process (GO): cytokine-mediated signaling pathway
Cellular component (GO): external side of plasma membrane
Molecular function (GO): cytokine receptor activity; protein binding
Source: RefSeq, a predicted model, not a curated record